This is a messenger RNA of Eptesicus fuscus (big brown bat), 1506 nucleotides long. RefSeq names its product chromosome 23 C22orf39 homolog (gene C23H22orf39). The coding region runs from base 38 to 337 and encodes 99 amino acids. NCBI's taxonomy places the organism in Eukaryota, Metazoa, Chordata, Mammalia, Chiroptera, Vespertilionidae. The record is from RefSeq and is a predicted model, not a curated record. The transcript is spliced from 3 exons.
GGGCUGGGGAAGGCGGGAGUUAGGUGCUCGCCUCAGCAUGGCCGACGGCGGCGGCUGGCAGCCGCCGCGCCCCUGCGAAGCCUACCGCGCCGAGUGGAAGCUCUGCCGCAGCGCCGGGCACUUCCUGCACCACUACUACGUCCACGGAGAGCGGCCGGCGUGCGAGCAAUGGCGACGCGACCUGGACAGCUGUCGCGAGUGGGAGGAGCGCCGGAGCGCGGAGGCUCGGGUACCUGGGAGCUUCUGCCUGGCUUGGAACACGGAGCUCGACGUCUCCAGCGCUACUUGCCCAACCUCACCUGCGUGCAGGAUGCCCCACCACUGCAUAUUGCUGUGAACAGCCACGGUGGGCUGUCUCAUGCUCCCCUACCAGGGACAUUAGCACAGGAGAUGGCCAUCCGAAGGUCUAGAAUUCUCAGGUAAACUUUUGAGGAGUAGCCCUGACCCGUGUGGACAUGUAGAGUAACUAAAUGGUUGUGCAGUCAUGAACACCUUGUGGGGACGUUUUGUGCCACCUUGGUUUGGUGAUGACCAUGCAUUGCCACCCUUUGCUCACACUUGGCUAUGGCUGACUCUCUCAGUUCCUCUGCAGACACAGUUGGGGCGUGACCUCUGGACCAGCAAGCUGCACCUUCUAGGCUCAGGAGGUGAGAUUUCCGUUUUUCUGAAAUGCACACAGCUACAGAAUAUACCACCUUGCAUAAAAAGGGUUCAUGGACUCGUGGCUGAAGAAACCCAAACCCAGGACGAAUGGAAUUUUGGUCUGCUUCCCUCAAAAUUUUUAGAAAAUGUGGAAUAUGUCAAAAACCAUUUUACACAUUAGAUUCUAAAUAGAAGCUGAAAAUUAAUUCAACAGUUUAGUUGUUGAGAUUGUUAAAUUUCCCAUCUGACGUUGUACUCCGACUGCUGAAAUGAGGUCAAACUCCAACACCACCUUGUGAGGACAUAGCCAAUAGGUCAAGGAGAGGAAAAACCGACCUUACUGGUAACUCAAUCUUAGGAGUUAAAGCUUCCAGAACUGUGCAAAAUGUCACUUUCAGCCAUGCAGUCUAAAUGGCAUUUAGACCCCACAAGGUGUUCAUGACUGCACAACCAUUUAGUGGCAUUUAGUUCUGGCAGCCCCAGCACACUAAUACAGUCACCAUCCCAGCAUAAGAGUGCUCAGCCCCACUUGUCCCACCCUCCUGUGGGACACGGCAGUUUUGUUAAUUAGUGCGUCCCUGGCUUGCUCCACUCUCUUUAGCCUCCCUUCCCAGCUUAAAAUGCUAAGCUGGUCCGGCUGAUGAUGUGAGGAAGUUCAUGUGUUCUGUCAUGUGUUCUGUCUGUCCCACCCGUGCAGACAACACAAAGCAUACAGCCUGAACAUCCUUCAUCUUUGUUUCUUGCCUCCUGCUGGGGGGAAAUGGUCUUGAUCAUCCUAUCCCCAGUACCUGGCAUGGGGGGUGAUGGGGACAUUUGUAAUCAUGUAAACAAUCAAAAUAAAGUGAAAAUAAUUUUUUUUUUAAA